Scleropages formosus (Asian bonytongue) is the source of this 3443-nucleotide messenger RNA. RefSeq names its product cytosolic carboxypeptidase 4-like. Gene Ontology annotation, molecular function: metallocarboxypeptidase activity; zinc ion binding. The record is from RefSeq and is a predicted model, not a curated record. The transcript is spliced from 24 exons. Bases 83 to 3376 code for a protein of 1097 amino acids. NCBI's taxonomy places the organism in Eukaryota, Metazoa, Chordata, Actinopteri, Osteoglossiformes, Osteoglossidae. Gene Ontology annotation, biological process: proteolysis; protein side chain deglutamylation; C-terminal protein deglutamylation.
GCUGCCAGUGACACGGAGCGGCGACGCGAGGACACCGUCGCAUCAGCGAGUGACCACAGCGGCACAGGGUCAGCAGUUCAGAAUGGCAACGCCCUGCACCGGUGGGCUGGAUGUGCUUCUGUCCACACUGAAGGACUCUGAACAUCUUGAAAGCACCUUGAAUAUUCUCAAUGUGUUGGAUGAGCUGCUGUCAGCUGGGACAGACAGAAGGAUCCACUACAUGAUCGCGAAAGGUGGCAGCGAGGCCCUCCUCACGGCCCUGGUGAGCGCUGCUAGGGCUCCAUCUCCCAAUUUUAGCAUGCUGGUGCCUGUGAUGCACCUCCUGGCCAAGGUUGGACACAGAGACAGAAACAUUGGCCAGAAGGCGGAGAAGAUGGAGGCUGUUCUUCUUACCCUGGAUUUGCUGAGGCAGAACGUGAAGCACGCCAGGAGGGCUGCGGCCUGCCUGUGGCUGCUACAAGUCUUCUGCUCAUCAAUUUCCACGGCAACCUUACUUGGCAAGAAUGGCGCUCUAGACAUUGUAUUCAAAUUAAUAUCCCCGUACACUACAAAACAUACUCGCAUGGUCAAGGCAGCAAUAGACACCCUAGCAGCACUUUUACAGUCACACGCCAACAGCAGGUGCGCCGUGGCUAAGGGCUACAUCUCGGGCCUGCUGAGGCUGUAUGAGGACUGGCACCACAGGGACAUGGGAAACGGCUACGUGACCAUGUGCAAAGCCCUCCUUCGCUGCCUACAACAUGCCACCAACACAUCAGCGGCUAGGGCUGCCGUCGUGGCUGAAGGGGGCAUGGGCCUGCUCUUCCACACCACACAGUCCUGCUUGGACAAUAAGGGUCUGGAGUCUCUGGUGGACGCAGCUGUCCAGCUCAUGAGGAAGUGCUACCCAAAGUGCCCCGUGCCCCUCCGCUCAGGCUACAGUGCCUACAUGUUCCCCCUGCCAGGGAGGCCUGUCCCUGACUGCAUCAUGACAUCAGAGCCCCAAGAAUACAGCUCUGAUGAUGACAGCAAUGAUGGCAACAGAAACGAUGACCAGAGCAGCAGGGACUACGAUGAUGACCUCGAGACAGACCUAAAAAAGCUGCGUGUGAAACCGGAACCAGACCGACCCAUGGAGGAGCUGGGCCAGUAUGUGGAGUUGUGUCCAGAGUUGCACUGUGAUUUUCAGGAUUUGGACUCAGGCUCUGAGGAAGAGGAGAGCUCAGACGAAGAGAUUUUACUCUGCGGCAAGCUCAGCCAUGAAGGCAGGAACCAUGAGGGCAAGAGAGAGAUGGGUUAUGUUCACGGAUAUAGAAAUUCCACUUUUAAGAGCGCACCCAGAGGCCUCAUAGACCAGGAGCGAGAUGGCCUUACAGACCAUCUCAGAGCCAGAGACCUCCACAACCACUACCUGAACAGCUACAAGGCCAAGGAGGACACACCUGGAAUGGUGGACAGGUUACUUGAGAAGCAUGGCCCAUGCAUCCCCCAUCACGACCCACGCACAUAUGCAGCUGCCGCUGCACGCACAAACUCUGUGGCAGGAUACUCCAUCCUGGCCUUCCCUGAUUUCUGGGGCCAUCUUCCACCCUGCUGCCAAGAGCUGAUGGCAGAAAGGAAGCCAAAGGUGCAAAGAGAGAGAGUUUUUGAAGAUAUUCUACGCUAUCUGCACCCUGAGGAUCUUAUUAAUAAGGUUGUGUUUGAUUUGGAAGACCCCAGCUCCCAGGUGAACUCAGAACACUCCGGCUCGCUCCGCUUCUUCUCUAAGUUUGAGAGUGGGAAUCUGCGCAAGGCUGUUCAUGUCCGCAGCCACGAAUAUGACCUCAUUCUAAACGCGGAUGCUAACUGCUCCCAGCACCACCAGUGGUUCUACUUUGAAGUCAGUGGAAUGAAAGCAAAUGUUCCCUAUCGUUUCAACAUUAUCAACUGUGAGAAAGCCAACAGCCAGUUCAACUAUGGGAUGCAGCCUGUUCUGUACUCUGUGCGGGAGGCGCUAGAGGGCAAGCCUCACUGGGUGCGAGCUGGCAGCAACAUUUGCUACUACAGAAACCAUUUCUGCCCAGUUCACAAUCAGAAUGGCUCCAGCUCUGCUUACUACACUUUGACCUUCACGGUGACCUUCCAGCAUACUGAUGAUGUCUGCUACCUAGCCUAUCACUACCCUUACACCUACUCUGCGCUUCAGAGUCACCUUCAGCAGCUGCGGAAGUCUGUGGAUCAGCGGAAGGUCUUCUUCCAGCAGCAGAGCCUGUGCAACACGAUAGCGGGGAACCCAUGCCCCCUGGUCACCAUCACUGCCUGCCCACCGUCGCGCAGCUGGAGAGACCUGCAGCAGCUUCGUAACCGGCCCUACGUGGUACUGACGGCGCGAGUACACCCGGGGGAAAGCAAUGCCAGCUGGGUGAUGAAGGGUACCCUGGAGUUCCUGUGCAGUGAUGAUCCUGCAGCAAAGACUCUGCGAGAGGCCUACAUCUUCAAGAUCAUCCCCAUGCUCAACCCAGAUGGGGUCAUCAAUGGCAUGCAUCGCUGUUCGCUGAAUGGAGAAGAUCUCAAUAGGCAGUGGAUGAAGCCUGAUCCCAACCUGAGUCCUACAAUCUACCACGCCAAGGGCCUCCUCUACUACCUCAAUACCACAGGCCGGAGUCCACUGGUGUUCUGUGAUUAUCACGGCCACUCAAGAAAGAAGAAUGUUUUCCUGUAUGGCUGCAGUGUGAAGGAGACUCUGUGGCAGUCCGGUUCUGCAGUCGACACUGCCUCUUUGAAGGAGGAUCCAGGAUACCGGACGAUCUCCAAGACCUUGGACCGUAUUGCCCCCGCGUUUGCCUUCAACAGCUGCAACUACCUGGUAGAGAAGUCACGGGAGGCAACAGCGCGGGUGGUCGUAUGGCGGGAGAUGGGGGUUCUCAGGAGCUACACUAUGGAGAGCACCUACAAUGGCUGUGACCAGGGCAUCUUCAAGGGCCUGCAGAUUGGCACCCGAGAGCUGGAGGAGAUGGGAAUGAAGUUCUGCCAGAGUCUGCUGUCUCUAAGGAGGAGCACUAUGCUGUACAACAGAAAGCUCAUCAGUCAACCCUGCACACUCUACGAUCUGGAUGACAAACUUCAGGAUCAUAAGUCCCACAACUCCUUUGAGGAUGACGAACCUCCAUGCGUUGAAGAGAUUGAGUAUCUGAAUGACUGCUGCCCAGAGUACAAUGAAGACAUGCUGGACCAGGAAGUCAACAGCAAUGCAUUCAGCUCAGAGGAUGAGGAAGAGAAUGACAAGCCCAGAAGUAGCCUGCAACAUCCUGAGCGCAAGCCUCGGCUCAUUCCCUGCUUCAUGCACCGCACCUCUCUUGAAGCACUGAGUGUCAAGAGGAGUUCGUGCCAAAGCAAUGACAUUACCAAUAAUACUUAAAUUAGAGAUUACGUCUGAGACUUCAUAAUAUCUUUUUCAUUGUCUGCCUGUCUAUGUGUUAGUUUGA